Messenger RNA from Salvia splendens (bonfire salvia), 3511 nucleotides. Its product is annotated as heat shock cognate 70 kDa protein 2. The record is from RefSeq and is a predicted model, not a curated record. Gene Ontology annotation, molecular function: ATP-dependent protein folding chaperone; ATP binding. The transcript has 4 exons. Bases 187 to 3336 code for a protein of 1049 amino acids. Lineage: Eukaryota; Viridiplantae; Streptophyta; Magnoliopsida; Lamiales; Lamiaceae.
CAUCGUAGUCGUAGAAGCCAGUAUAUUCCAGACUCCUCCACUUUCGGCUAUUUAGCUUCUAUCUUCUUUUGAUUCUUCAUCACAAUUCAAUCGGAAUUUGAAAUUCUCAAAGCUCACCACAAUCACUUCUCUCUCAAUUUUAUAUACUUUUGUUUAACUCUACUGUUUUAAUUGUUUUCGGCAUCAAUGGCGGGAAAGGGCGAAGGACCGGCAAUCGGUAUCGAUUUGGGGACAACCUACUCGUGCGUGGGAGUGUGGCAGCACGACCGCGUCGAGAUCAUAGCCAAUGACCAGGGUAACCGCACCACGCCGUCGUACGUGGCGUUCACGGACACCGAGCGGCUGAUCGGCGACGCGGCGAAGAACCAAGUCGCUAUGAAUCCUAUCAACACCGUCUUCGAUGCUAAGAGGUUGAUCGGCCGUAGAUUCUCUGAUCCAUCGGUUCAGAGCGACAUGAAACACUGGCCAUUCAAGGUUAUUGCCGGCCCUGCCGACAAGCCUAUGAUAGUGGUAUCCUACAAGGGAGAGGAGAAGCAGUUUUCAGCUGAGGAGAUCUCUUCCAUGGUGUUGAACAAGAUGAAGGAGAUCGCGGAGGCGUAUCUCGGGUCGACAGUGAAGAACGCUGUUGUGACUGUGCCAGCUUACUUCAACGAUUCUCAGCGUCAGGCAACCAAGGAUGCCGGGGUGAUCUCUGGCCUAAAUGUUAUGCGGAUCAUCAAUGAGCCUACUGCAGCAGCUAUUGCUUAUGGUUUGGAUAAGAAAGCCACCAGCACUGGUGAGAAGAAUGUGCUCAUCUUCGACCUUGGUGGUGGUACGUUUGAUGUGUCACUCCUCACGAUCGAGGAGGGCAUUUUCGAGGUGAAGGCUACAGCGGGUGAUACUCAUCUUGGUGGUGAGGAUUUCGAUAACAGAAUGGUGAAUCACUUUGUUCAAGAAUUCAAGAGGAAGAACAAGAAGGACAUUAGCGGCAACCCAAGAGCUCUUAGGAGGCUGAGAACUGCUUGUGAGAGGGCGAAGAGGACUCUCUCUUCCACUGCCCAAACCACAAUUGAGAUUGAUUCAUUAUUUGAAGGAAUUGAUUUCUACUCUACCAUUACUCGCGCGAGAUUUGAAGAACUUAACAUGGAUUUGUUCAGGAAGUGUAUGGAGCCGGUGGAGAAGUGUUUGAGGGAUGCAAAGAUGGACAAGAGCACUGUCCAUGAUGUGGUGCUCGUUGGUGGCUCGACUAGGAUUCCGAAGGUGCAGCAGCUACUGCAGGACUUCUUUAAUGGGAAAGAGCUUUGCAAGAGUAUCAAUCCUGAUGAAGCAGUGGCUUAUGGUGCUGCUGUGCAAGCUGCAAUCUUGAGUGGUGAAGGCAAUCAGAAGGUGCAGGAUCUCUUGCUUUUGGAUGUUACUCCUUUGUCUCUUGGACCGGCAAUCGGUAUCGAUUUGGGGACAACCUACUCGUGCGUGGGAGUGUGGCAGCACGACCGCGUCGAGAUCAUAGCCAAUGACCAGGGUAACCGCACCACGCCGUCGUAUGUGGCGUUCACGGACACCGAGCGUCUCAUCGGCGACGCGGCGAAGAACCAAGUCGCUAUGAAUCCUGUCAAUACUGUCUUCGAUGCUAAGAGGUUGAUUGGCCGUAGAUUCUCUGAUCCGUCGGUUCAGAGCGACAUGAAACUCUGGCCAUUCAAGGUUAUUCCUGGCCCUGCCGACAAGCCUAUGAUUGUAGUAUCCUACAAGGGAGAAGAGAAGCAGUUUUCAGCUGAGGAGAUCUCUUCCAUGGUGCUGAACAAGAUGAAGGAGAUUGCUGAGGCAUAUCUCGGGUCCACUGUGAAGAACGCUGUUGUGACUGUACCUGCCUACUUCAACGAUUCGCAGCGACAGGCAACCAAGGAUGCUGGGGUCAUUUCUGGCCUAAAUGUUAUGAGGAUCAUCAAUGAGCCUACUGCUGCAGCUAUCGCGUAUGGUCUGGAUAAGAAAGCCACCAGCACCGGUGAGAAGAAUGUGCUCAUCUUUGAUCUUGGUGGUGGUACGUUUGAUGUGUCACUCCUCACGAUCGAGGAGGGCAUUUUCGAGGUGAAGGCUACAGCGGGUGAUACUCAUCUUGGUGGUGAGGAUUUCGAUAACAGGAUGGUGAAUCACUUUGUUCAAGAGUUCAAGAGGAAGAACAAGAAGGACAUUAGUGGCAACCCGAGAGCUCUUAGGCGGCUGAGAACUGCUUGUGAGAGGGCGAAGAGGACUCUCUCCUCCACUGCCCAAACCACAAUUGAGAUUGAUUCAUUGUUUGAAGGCAUUGAUUUCUAUUCCACUAUUACUCGUGCGAGAUUUGAAGAACUUAACAUGGAUUUGUUUAGGAAGUGUAUGGAGCCAGUUGAGAAGUGUUUGAGGGAUGCAAAGAUGGACAAGAGCACUGUCCACGAUGUUGUGCUCGUUGGUGGCUCGACUAGGAUUCCGAAGGUGCAGCAGCUACUGCAGGACUUCUUCAAUGGUAAAGAGCUUUGCAAGAGUAUCAAUCCUGAUGAAGCAGUAGCUUAUGGUGCUGCUGUGCAAGCUGCAAUCUUGAGCGGUGAAGGCAAUGAGAAGGUGCAGGAUCUCUUGCUUUUGGAUGUUACUCCCUUGUCUCUCGGUCUUGAGACUGCUGGAGGUGUGAUGACUACGUUGAUUCCGAGGAACACAACCAUCCCAACAAAGAAGGAACAGAUUUUCUCGACCUACUCUGACAACCAGCCUGGUGUGUUGAUUCAAGUGUAUGAAGGUGAAAGAACUCGGACGAAAGACAACAACUUGCUUGGGAAGUUUGAGCUCACCGGCAUCCCACCAGCCCCGAGAGGCGUACCUCAGAUCAGUGUGUGCUUCGACAUUGAUGCAAAUGGCAUCUUGAAUGUGUCGGCUGAGGACAAGACGACCGGCCAGAAGAACAAGAUCACCAUCACCAACGACAAGGGCAGGCUGUCCAAGGAAGAGAUCGAGAAGAUGGUGCAGGAGGCCGAGAAGUACAAAUCUGAGGACGAGGAGCAUAAGAAGAAGGUGGAAGCAAAGAAUGCUCUGGAGAACUACGCCUACAACAUGAGAAACACCAUCAAGGAUGACAAGAUUGCGGCCAAGCUCCCCGCAGAUGAUAAGAAGAAGAUCGAGGAUGCUAUUGAGUCUGCUAUCCAGUGGCUGGACGCGAACCAGCUUGCAGAAGCUGAUGAGUUCGAGGAUAAGAUGAAGGAGCUUGAAGGCCUCUGCAAUCCGAUCAUUGCCAAGAUGUACCAGGGUGCCGGUGGUGAUGCUGAUAUGGGCGGUAUGAACAUGGGUGGAGAUGGCCCGUCUGGUGGUGCAGGCCCCAAGAUUGAAGAAGUUGAUUAAGUGAACAUGUAGAUGCUGGGAUGGUCGUUAGUUGUGAUGGUUUUCUGCUUCUGAUUUUACUCUUUUGUUCUCUCUGUAUUUGCUACUCCCUUCGCUUGCUAUGCGUUGUUAAAGAACACCUGCGUUUAGUUUUGAUUCAAAUGACACAUUCGUUGCUGGGCUUGGUGAUUGGAAA